GGCCAGACAGUAGAGCUUGGUGUUCAAAUGCAGACAAGAUGUACGCAUGUACCUAUGUACAACAUUUUCGCAACCCCAGAUGGUGUGCAGUUUUCGGCGAAAACUCGACUGAUGCCGUUCGUAGAUAUCGAAAGUCGAAGUAGUCAGAUGGUGUUGAUAUUUGACCUGAUAUUUGAGAGCAUUUCCAUACUAAUAAGGUAAAAUGUCUCUUCUCACAACGCUGCCGACUCUCGACGGAGCCAGAAUAAUUGUCGUCGACGAAGAUAGCGAAGCCAAGUAUGCAGAGUCAUUGAUCACAGCUUGGGUACCAAUUUGGAAAGAAAAAGAUGGCAGAGAAAUUAAUGUCCUUCGUUUCUCUGGGCCGAAAAGUUCUAGCAGAAUCUACGCCAACUCUUUGAGAGGAGAUGAAAUCGAAGUCCACGACUAUUACACUUUUGGUUUGAACGAAAUUGACCCUUAUAGUGAUAAAAAGUUGUGGGAAAUAGUGAGAGUAGAUUCCUUUAAGCAAACAUCAACGGUUGUUCUUGACAGCCUUAGUUCGCUGCUUCUCUACAAAAGCCUUGCCGAAACAUGUAGGUUUUUAUCUAAGCUGAGCACGAGGGUAACGCUAGUGGUUUGCAUUUAUCAAAGGGAUUUUGUGUGGCACAAAAUACCGAGUAUCAAAACUUUGGGAACUAGCUAUGUACGUCUGGAAUCUGUCGCCAGCUUGAAACUAGGUGGCAAUUUAUCAUACAAAGCUUUGACGUCUCACUGUAAAUCUGGUGGCGGUAUUUUACACCAAGCUGAAAUUGUCGAGCAAAAUAUCAGCUCGUAUGAGAUUCAAACUGAAAUGGUUGGUCACAAAAGUGCCCAGAAGACAUCUGUAGUUCAGUCCAAACCUUCGGACAAAAUUCAAGCCUCGUUUAGGAUUGAGAUGAACGCCCGAGAAAUGGAGCAGAGAAAUGCUACUCCUCUGCCAUAUACCUUGUCAGCUGCUUCAUCGAACGAAUCCAAAAUCCAUUAUGAACCUGAUGAAAUUGACGAUUUGGAUGAAGAAGAUCCUGACAAUGAUUUAGACUUUUGAACAACGAGAACUUCAGGCUUCGUUCGAUUAAAUCUUUAUCCUCAAGUAAUACAUUUCAUGCUAGGUGGGAUAGAUAGGAAAACUGAAGGUUAAAUAUAGCUUACAUCCAUCAUAUAUUUACUAUUGAUUGGUACAAAUUUAAAUUAAAUAAAUUAUAUAAGCUAUAAAAUUCUCUAUUCAUUUGGUGCAUUGCUCUGUAAUUGUAAAGUAGGCCAAAUGUUAUAUUGGCUAAACAGUUAAAGUACUUUGCAGUCAAUUAUUGUACCACAUCGAUAUAACAACCUUUUUCUCCCUGCUGCUAAUAUUCGAGUUAUCAUAAGAGAAAGCCGAGAGAUCCUAAGAUAACACAACAUAACAAUAUCACGUACUGUCGUGAAUAUAUGGACAUAAAUUAAAUCGUAAAACGAAAACUAACAAGCUUUAUUUUGUUUAAAGAUAUACAUUAUUAACAUUCUACAAAUAACAUCAAUUGUAAAUUGUUCUGUAUUUGAAAAUAGCUGUGCUGUGGAAGACACAUGCAGAGAUAGUAAAUAUUAUUUGUCUAAUAAAUUGGCUACAUUAAAAAAUGUCUCAUUUCAUAGAAAAUAUUUCCAUUUCAUUCUACUUCAUAGAAUGGUGGUUAUAAAAAUUCGUUGGCCUGAUGAAGAAAUCGUAUGCUAAAGAUUAACACCGAAUUUACGCAGUUACAGUAUCAAUUAAGCAGGAUAUUCAGACCAAACAAUUGUGCGAUUCUUUCGUUUUGUAGCUGAUUAAAAAUUUCAUGUAAUAGAGUAAAACUGUUAGUCCUAGUUAAGUAACUCCACGCAAUAGAAUAAAAAUAUAUUCAUACGUCAAGCGCGUACGUGUUAUACGAAGAUCUACUCGUCAUUUUAAAAAUAUUCUAUAGAGCUAGCAGUAGUUUAAAAGGAACUGGUGUGCGCAAAGAGUAGUUUCUGGCUUUCAAAC
This is a messenger RNA of Neodiprion virginianus, 2008 nucleotides long. RefSeq names its product elongator complex protein 5 (gene Elp5). Gene Ontology annotation, cellular component: nucleus; cytosol; elongator holoenzyme complex. Lineage: Eukaryota; Metazoa; Arthropoda; Insecta; Hymenoptera; Diprionidae. Gene Ontology annotation, biological process: tRNA wobble uridine modification. The transcript has 2 exons. Bases 203 to 1063 code for a protein of 286 amino acids. The record is from RefSeq and is a predicted model, not a curated record. Gene Ontology annotation, molecular function: tRNA binding.